Messenger RNA from Heterostelium album PN500, 468 nucleotides. RefSeq lists its product as uncharacterized. Gene Ontology annotation, cellular component: nucleus; proteasome core complex; proteasome core complex, alpha-subunit complex. Lineage: Eukaryota; Evosea; Eumycetozoa; Acytosteliales; Acytosteliaceae. The record is from RefSeq and is a predicted model, not a curated record. The transcript has 3 exons. The coding region runs from base 1 to 468 and encodes 155 amino acids.
AUGCAUGGCACUGGGUCGAUGGUAGGGAAACCUCCAACACAUGUUACGGCUUCAUAUAGUCUGAAAGCAGGUGAUACAUACGCUGCUAGUCUGUCGCAUCUUCGGGUGUGGCGACACAGAGCAGAUGGAGGCGACAUUCUCUGUACAGAAGGCAACGCCACAGCUAUCACUUUCUUUGUUGCCUCUUCGAAAGAUACACAAAGUGGUCUAACACCACCAUUCGGUAUUUCUACAUUGAUUGUCGGUUUCGAUUCAGACGGUACACCAAAACUUUUUCAAACAGAUCCACCCGGUUCAUUGAAGGAACAGGCAGCCGCCAUCGGACGUAACUCAAAGACUGUCAGUGAAUUUUUAGAGAAGAACUUUACAGAUGAGAGUGAUACUGCUUCAAUUAAAUUGGCUGUUAGAGCAUUGCUUGAGGUUGUAGAAUCAGGAAAUAAGAAUAUUGAAAUUGCUAUCAAUAAAUGA